Medicago truncatula (barrel medic) is the source of this 728-nucleotide messenger RNA. RefSeq names its product ATP-dependent DNA helicase Q-like 3. Gene Ontology annotation, biological process: double-strand break repair via homologous recombination. The coding region runs from base 35 to 508 and encodes 157 amino acids. The transcript is spliced from 4 exons. Gene Ontology annotation, cellular component: chromosome; cytoplasm. Gene Ontology annotation, molecular function: 3'-5' DNA helicase activity; four-way junction helicase activity. Lineage: Eukaryota; Viridiplantae; Streptophyta; Magnoliopsida; Fabales; Fabaceae. The record is from RefSeq and is a predicted model, not a curated record.
UAUAAGGUAUUGUGCAUUAAAAGAAAAUAUUCUGAUGACAUGUUAUUCCCUUUUGCCUUUUGUAUUUGGGAACAGACAAAGCUACUCAAAGUUGUCGACAUUGAGAAGCAACUUAGCAGAUGUGCCAAUAUUAGCUCUAAGUGCUACUGCAGUUCCUAAGGUUGAGACGGAUAUAGUGGAGUCUUUGCAAAUGCGAAAUCCUUUGAUACUGAGAACUUCUGUUAAUCGUCCUCAUAUAUACUAUGAAGUUAGAUACAAAGAUCGAUUGGAAGAUAGGUUUACUGAUGUAUAUGAUACACUCUUUUCUAUGGGAGAAGUGUGCGCAAUAAUUUAUUGCCCCACACAGUCAAUGUGUGACAACUUGACAGCUUAUCUAUCACACAGAGGCAUUUCUUGUGCUGCUUAUCAUGCAGGAAUGAACAGUGAAGAUCGGACUUCUGUGCUACAUAAUUGGAUUUCUUCCAUACCAUAUUGCUCCACGGCAAGGAGCCACUUGGAUUUUACGUAAAUAUGGAGAUACAGCUGCAAGUAUUGAAUAUUGCAAUACUUCGGUUGGUGAAAGGAAUGAAUGAUUCCGUAUACUUCUUAUUAUCUGAUGGGGAAAGUGUUCGCUAUGCCUUUUUAUGCCCCACACUCUCAAUAGAGUACGUCAAAUUGGGUAUAAAACUCGGAUCUUUGAUCAGAUUAAAACGGUAUUGUUUCAGGACAGAAAAUGGGAAUGAGUGAGU